Messenger RNA from Strongylocentrotus purpuratus (purple sea urchin), 3634 nucleotides. RefSeq names its product probable cysteine--tRNA ligase, mitochondrial (gene cars2). The transcript has 14 exons. NCBI's taxonomy places the organism in Eukaryota, Metazoa, Echinodermata, Echinoidea, Camarodonta, Strongylocentrotidae. Gene Ontology annotation, molecular function: cysteine-tRNA ligase activity; ATP binding. Bases 270 to 2069 code for a protein of 599 amino acids. The record is from RefSeq and is a predicted model, not a curated record. Gene Ontology annotation, cellular component: cytoplasm. Gene Ontology annotation, biological process: cysteinyl-tRNA aminoacylation.
UGUACCGUGUAUGCUAGCUAGACCUAGUGCUACCACCAUGUACCAGUGCUUGUCGCGCCGCCGGUAACCCGGUACAGUGUUGUUACAUGUAGACUACGUUAUUCGUUAAUGUCAUGUCAACAGCUACAAGUACAGCAUGUUUAUGUUUUUGUUUAUUAACCACUUCCAGUUAAUACCAGGUCAACGGGUCAAAUGAUGACAAUCAGCAACUCUUACCGCAAGUGACCAUCAUCUAGAAGCGCAUUCUGUUUCUAUCAAACUCAGUCGAAAUGGGUUUGAGAGUUAUUACAACUGACUUUGCAUUUGGCAGACAUGGUAGAAUGUCUAAUUUAUAUAAACAAUGUAGGACUCUGUUUUGGAGAAGAGAUGUGUGUACAUCAUCAUCAUCUAUGAGUGCCCCAGUGAGGUAUCCAGUGCAGAAGGAUGGAAGGACUACUGUUCAUGUCUUGAAUUCAUUAACAGCAGCACAUGAUAGAAAAAGUGCAAAGAAGGAGCCUCUCUUAUUGAUGAACAAAAAUGUGGCAACAUGGUUUGCCUGUGGUCCUACAGUUUAUGAUUCUGCCCAUAUUGGGCAUGCAAGUUCCUACGUGAGAUUUGAUAUCAUCCGCCGUAUCUUGGCAGAGUUCUUCCAGACGAGCGUUGUCAUGGUGAUGGGUAUUACUGACAUCGAUGAUAAGAUCAUAAGACGAUCUCAUGAACAGAAUUUAAAGGACUUCAGAGAAUUAGCCGGAUUCUACGAAAGAGAAUUUUAUCAAGAUAUGCAACACCUCAAUGUCUUACCAGCUACUGUGUAUACCCGGGUAUCUGAUCAUAUACCAGAGAUUCUUACUUUCAUUGAUAGUAUCAUCAAAAAUGGCUAUGGAUAUUCUACAAGCAGUGGUAGUGUGUAUUUCAAUGUGGAUGCGUUCACCCUAGAGAGAUAUGACAAACUAGCCAGUCAAGACUUAGACGUCCAGCAUGAUGAAGGCAAAGAGUUCAUUGACCCAGAGAAGAGACAUCCAAGGGACUUUGCUCUGUGGAAGGGGGUCAAACCAGGAGAACCAUGGUGGGAUGCACCAUGGGGGAAAGGGAGACCAGGAUGGCAUAUUGAAUGCUCAGCUAUGUCCAAGGCUAUCUUUGGUGAGAGAUUGGAUAUUCAUACUGGUGGAAGAGAUCUAGCCUUCCCUCAUCACAACAAUGAGAUUGCGCAAUGUGAAGCUUGCUUCAACUCAAAUCAAUGGGCUAAUUACUUCCUGCAUUCAGGUCAUCUUUACAGGAAAUAUGAUGCUGAUAAGAUGUCUAAGUCACUUCAGAAUGUUGUUAGCAUCCAGGACUUCUUGAAGACCUAUACACCAAACCAGUUCAGAUUUCUGUGUCUUAUGUCCAAGUAUGAUCAUGAUUUAGAGUAUGGACCAGACACGAUGCAGCAAGCUGUGGUGCUACAUAGACAGAUGUCAGCUUUCCUCAAUGAUGCUGAUGCUUAUGUCAAAGGUCAAAUAUGCUGUAAACCAUUCAAUGAAGCAGAACUCAUGCAAAGGUUAGAGACGACUCGAGAGGAGGUCAUUGAGGCACUAGCUGAUGAUUUUGAUACAAAGAGGGCACUAGACUGCAUCAUGAAGCUGGCUCAUACAUGUAACUCUAAUUUCAGCCAAGUGUCAGAGGAUACAUCUGGUCGCAGCCCUGGAGCAGUAGCAGCUGUAGCUACGUAUAUCAACCAAGUCUUAUCUAACUUAGGAUUACACAUGUCUACAAGAUCAAGUACCCAGUUCGACCAGUCAUCACAAGCAAUGACCGUUGCUCUAGACACAUUGGUCAACUUCAGACAGGAUGUCCGUCGAUGGGCUCUUACUGACCAAGAGGAUCAUGGGAUAUCUAGUGUUAGUCAGAGCAGCCAUGGAGAUUCAGAUGAUGUGAGACAGAGGAGGAGAAAGCUGAUGAAAGAGAGAGCUCCAUUACUCAAUGCCUGUGAUCAUGUUAGAGAUACACUCACUCAGAAUGGCAUACAGAUCAAGGAUCGAGGAGCUACAGCCACGUGGGAGUUUGUUGAGAAGCAGAAACCAGUGAAAACAGAGGACGAGACCGACAGAUGACAAGAAUGAAUGGACGAGGGCAACAAACUUUGUUGAUUGCAACAUGUAUUAUUAUCACAGCAAGCGAGCAAGCACAUAUAAAGAUCUUAUUUACAUGAAAUCUACUAAAUACAUUGCAACUUUAGUUACGUCUUUGGACUUAUAAAUUAAUUACAAAAUUAACUUUCUGAUGGAAUUGCAAUAUUUCUUUUGUACAGUAUAUCCCUUUAACAACACAAAUCUUGGUUUGUCUGCAGGGACAGAAUUAAUCUGUCUUCGACCUACAGUGUACAUGUAAUACUGAAAUAGCUAGAAUUGUUCAUCACAUUACAACACAUACAUGUAUAACUAUAUCAAGACUCAAGAGAAUGGACAACAUCAUUACAAGAGAUCAGGAGGUUCUAUAUUAAAGGAGUUAAGAAAGAUUCAAGUUUUGAACAAAAAUAGCACAGAUCAUAGUGGAAUGUAAUUCACAGGAUUGGUUUUGUUACUAGUUUGAUAAAUUUUCAAUAUACAUGUAUUUAAAACUUAAAAUUAUUCUGCUUUAUUCCUUAUCUUAGCAAGACUGAUAUGAUUCAAUUUAUUUACUUUUUAAUUCAAAUUAGGGAUGAAAAGAUUUAAAACUACUUUGCAAACAAUAUACAUGUACAUUUCUAUUGUUUAGCAAUUUAAAUAACAGCUUAAGGCAUUUAUUUAAGUACAGUGGUGUAAUUAACUGAGCUAUGUUGAGAAGUAUUGCAAAUGAGUAUUGCUAAAAACCAAUGCCACGUAUGGAGUACAAUUACUGUUUCUCCUGUCUAAUAUCGUUCUAAUAAAUUGAGCCUGACUUAUAUACAGGUAUACACAAAUAAAAACAUAUUUUCAACAAGUUAACAAUGCAGACAUUACCAUUGAACACUUGGACAAAGCAGUUACACAUUUUGCAGAAGUUGAAAAGACAACCAACUCAAACUUGUCUGAGAUGUUAGAAUUAGACAUUCCAUCAAAUAAGUCUUGAAUGCAUCAUCCUUUAUUUGUUGCCUGCAUACAGAUAGAAUUGCUUAUAUUUCAUAUGUAUUUGAAUGAAUAACCACAAAAAGGCACAACGAUUAAUACAAGAUGGAUCAUAGAAUUAAAACAAAAUGAAAGACCGCAGAAAUUAAUAUUUGCCAAAUGAAAUGUGUUUACAGAUUCUAAUCAUCAAAUCCCUAAUAUUUGAAUGCAUUUUGCUUUCAAUUUCAUAAAUAAAUUUUUAGGUAUUUUUACACUGAUGAAUUUCAUAAAAGCGUUUUAUAUAUUAUGUACCGUACUUGCAAUGAAUGUGAUAAAGCACACCGUUACUUCAAAUGUCUGUGAAUAAAGAGUCAUCUUUAUCAGGUGAUAUGGUAGUAAAAAAUUCUUUAAAAAAAUAGAUCCCAACUGUCACAUCAAUAACUGCAUUACUUGAGAUAAGGAAUCCGUAUUAACUUCAAAUCAGUUCCUUGCUUCAUGUCUAAGAAUAAAGUAGAUAUAUUUUCAUUGUAUUGAUUUUGUGAAACUCAUCAUAAUACAGCCUGAACAUGAGCAGCAAGAACAAUGUAAAAUAAAUUGUUUCAAACAAAUGAUAA